Molecule: messenger RNA, 2727 nt
Organism: Stylophora pistillata
Lineage: Eukaryota; Metazoa; Cnidaria; Anthozoa; Scleractinia; Pocilloporidae
Product: carboxypeptidase Q
Biological process (GO): peptide catabolic process; proteolysis
Molecular function (GO): metallodipeptidase activity
Source: RefSeq, a predicted model, not a curated record
AGUAAAUAAACGCAGAAGUGAUUUAGUAGCUUGCGAAAGCGUGAAGGAGUAAGGAAGCCUUUGCGGAAGCGAGAGAAAGCGCUGAUUGAAUUCUAGCUACUAGUUCAGAGGUGAAAAAAAGUACUUCACAGUACAGUACGGCAGGAAGAGGUAAACAUGGAGUUAAGGAUCUUUUGGUUGCAUGUUGUUCUGAUUUUCUUACCCUCACUGACGUCAAAAUCAGCCAGGGGUGUUGAUAAAGCUUUAGACAUGGUAAGGAAUGAGAUAGCGGAUCAUCAAGCUGAUGCUAAUGAGAUUAUAGACUUCUUAACAAAAGGACCAGGAAAGCAUCAAGUUUAUAACAGACUUGCAACAUUUGUUGAUACGUUUGGCAGUCGAGUUGCAGGCUCUGCCAAUCUGGAGCAUGCUAUAGAUUAUAUGUUAAAUGAGCUGAAAGAGGACAAACUUGAUAAUGUACAUGGUGAAGAAGUGAAUGUAACACACUGGGUGCGUGGUAAGGAAUCAGCCCAAAUGAUUAUGCCAAGGAAUCACUCUAUGGCCCUGCUUGGCCUGGGAGGUAGUGUUGGUACUCCACCUGAAGGUAUUACUGCCGAAGUUUUGGUGGUGAGCUCAUUUGAUGAACUUCAUGCCAAGGCCUCAGAGGCUAAGGGUAAAAUUGUGGUUUUUAAUGAGAAGUGGAUUCGUUAUGGGAAGACAGUGGCUUAUCGAGAUAACGCUGCUGUUGAGGUGGCCAAAGUUGGUGGUCUUGCCUCCCUUAUCCGUUCUGUGACUCCAUUUUCUAUCAACAGUCCUCAUACUGGCUGGCAGUAUUAUCAAAAAGGAGUAAAGAAAAUCCCCACAGCCUGUAUAACAAUAGAAGAUGCAGAAAUGAUGGCAAGGAUGGCAGCAAGAGGAACAAAAAUAGUAGUCAACUUGAAAAUGGAAGCCCAAAACUUGCCACCAGUGGUUUCAAGGAACACAGUUGCUGAGAUAGAAGGCAGUGUGUAUCCAGAACAGGUGGUUCUUGUCAGUGGUCAUUUAGACAGCUGGGAUGUUGGUCAAGGUGCAAUGGAUGAUGGGGGAGGUGCAUUCAUUUCCUGGCAAGCACUGUCAGUUAUUCGACAGUUAGGUCUCAAACCAAAGCGCACGAUGCGGAUGGUGCUAUGGACAGGAGAAGAGGAGGGUCUUCUUGGAGCAGAACAGUACUACAUUCGUCACAAAGAAAAUGCAGGAAAUUUCAGCUUGGUGAUGGAGUCUGACAUUGGAACUUUCAAGCCUGUAGGGAUAGCCUUUAAAGGCAGCAAAAAUGCAUCUGUUGUAAUGGAGGAAGUGAUGCAGCUGUUGAAGCCAAUUAAUGUUACUAAUCUGAAAGUUACUAACGUUGGUGGGGAUAUCACCUUCUGGAUUGAAGAAGGGGUACCAGGUGGUAGCUUGGACAAUGAAAAUAGUAAGUACUUCUAUUUUCACCACUCAAAUGGUGACACCAUGACUGUACAGGACCCUGAUGAUAUGGACCUGUGUGCUGCAGUGUGGACUGUUGUGGCUUACACUGUUGCCAAUCUAGAUGAAAUGCUGCCUCGAAACUAGUAACAACAGAAGUAUGAUUACCAAGGUAGCUCUCUUUCAUUUUCAGUGUUGUGAAAAGUCUCAGUAAGUUAUUACUUUUUAAUGUACACAAUGACUAGCCCAAGGCACAUAUUACACUACGCAGAUGUAAUUAUUUUUUUAACAAUAUAAUUUAGUUUGAGAUGAGAUGAAUAUUAAGGUGGGAAUUGAGAAGCAGGGAACAAUUAGCUGUCGUGAUCUAUACCUUCAAGACAGGAGAACAUUUUUUUUAUUUCUAUCGCAUGCUUUUCACCAAACAGGAAAGUUCAUUGGAAUUUGAUUCAUGUAGUUGAAGCAUAUUUUUUUUAACAUAAGUGGACUACUAUAGACUGAUGCCCCAUUCACACCAAAGUUUAAACAUGUUUGAAAGCUGUUUUUUGAAUUUGAUUAACAGUUUUUUCUUCAUAGAAACUGUUUAAAUUGAUGUUUGUCAAUGUCAAAUGCAGAACUUUGAAAAUACAGGUUUGCCAUUACUUGGAUCCUAUUGGAAAUUUGUGUUUAAGUUCUGUUAACAUGAUUUAACUAAGCAAGUUUUGCUGGUGUGAAAGUGCAUUAUGUUAAGUUGACUCCUUGUACUUGCAGGUUUUUAAAAAACUAAGGUAGGGAAAUAUUUCACUCCAUACUCUCAAUGGUCCUCUGUACAGGGAAAGAAAAAAAAAUCUUACAGGCAUUGCAAUCCUAUUCCACAGCUCCUUAGGAUAACUUAAAAAUUCCUGGAUGAGGAGAAUUCCUAAGAGCUCUACUAAGUAGUUAUUAUGACACACUAGUACCCUAGCUGGGAUAACCGUCAGCUCAAGGUGAUGAUUCCCCUAGUUAAAGUAAAACCACUGUCAUUGUUUUCAAACCUACUCUACUCCCCUUCAGGGAAGAGAGGCCAAAAAUAUUUCCUUUGUUUCCAUCUCACUGUCAUUGUUCCAAAUGUCAAAGUCCAAUUAACCUGCUUUUGGGGGCUUUGACUCCAGAGCUGAAGUUAAUUAACCCCCGAGGGGGAGAUCCUCUUUGGACUUAACAAACAACUAGGGUUCUUGUAUCUACAAAGUCUUGGAAACUUGCCUUUAGCUGGGACCAUCAUACUUUCAAAAUUUUUAGGAAGAUAUUUUGUAUUUGAUAGAAUUUUUGAAAAUAAAAGAAUUCUUUUUUACA